AUGACAACACCUAAAGCUACUCAGAUUGCAAAGGACAUCGACAGUUGCCGUUGUAGAGGCAACUGGGAAGCCAUUCCAGAACUUGCUCGACGAUACCGAAAGCACAAUCCCGAAGGAGCUGUUCUCGAGAAGACUAUUCUUGCAGAGGCAUCCCUCGCGAACCUCGUUGGUAAUGCCCACGACUCUGCCUCAUUUUUUAAAGACUCGCCUACACAUAUCACUCUCCCUCCUCGUCUUACUACAAACCAAGUCCGACCUAUUCAAAACCAACUCGAGUCUGUUUUACAGAUAUCAACAGGCUCUGAUAAUCAUACCACUAAGGAGCUCGCCAAAGUAAUAUUGGCUCGCACAUACCAUGAGAGUGGCGAAUUUGAAAAGGCAUUGGAAUAUGUGGAUCAAUUGAAGUCACUGAAACCUGAUGUAAAGACAGGCUACAAUUUCAUUCUCUUUUUACAGGCAAGGGUUAUCAAAGCCAUUUGUUUGGAAUUGACCGGGAAUAUCGAAGAUGCCCUGGUUAGUUACGAAGACAUUGCUUCAUUUAUUGAUAGUCAUGAAGGACAAAAGGAACCUGCUUUAGUCGAAUGGGCAGAAGAUGCUCUUUAUAGAGGUACUUUGCUGGGUUUGCGUGAAAUGUCACAAUCUACACCAAAUAUUUUAAGCAUCUUGCGCGCUUACCAAGACAUUACUACUACACAAAACUUCAAUUGGCGUAUGCACAAACGUAUGGUUAUCUCGCGUCAUUCUCUUCGCUUCCUAUCCGACGUUUAUCGCCAGGGCAACUAUAGUCCUCCAAAAAACCAGCCUAUAGAAACAACUGGACUUAAUGGAGCACAGCUGGAACGUCAAUUAUUCGCAAUUGAAGUUAGUUCAAUUCACAUAGUCUAUGAGAAAAUGCUUUACACUGGCAUGGAGUUUCCUCGAUCUGGCGAGGUCAACAAGCCUGUUUUAGACUACGUUGAUCAGUUGGCAGAAGAUUUCAAGCUUAUCGGAGGAUCGUCUAUUGAAUUCAGAGCAUUUAUUGAGGCUUUGGAUAGGGCUGCUCAACAUACUUUCAACUCGCCCCGGAUUACACGUCAUUUGUUUAAUACAUUGGUUCUAUUGGGAGAAUACGAAGAAGCCGAACACGCUCUCCACUCAUACAUGUAUCUGGUUGGUUUGACAUCUCAAGCUUGGGAAGAAGACAGGUCAAAGGGGGUUGCAUUGGCUACUGAUGCUCAAGGCCACAGUAUACCUAUUCCUAAUUUCUCUGCCACUGACGAUGAAGAAGAUCAGGAAAUGGCCUCACACCGCAGUAUUGAGCACGAAUCGAUUGACAAUGUAUUAGGAGUGCUGUUAAAAGCAGUAAAGAUUUAUUGCAAUGAACUCAAUUUAGGCGUGAGAGCUGUGGAAAUGGCUGAAAUGGCGUUGAGAAAGUUAAGAGAGAUUAACCAGGAGCUAGUGGGAGACGAGGAAUGGACAGAUCUUGGAGGGAAAGUGUACAGAUCUGUGGGUGUAGCCUACAGCUUGCUGGCUACUCAGACCAGUGAUCCCGCUCUGCGUCCUACGUAUCACGAGAAAGCUGUGCACUAUUUAACCAAAUCGAUCGACAUUGACCCGAAUGCCUGGGAGUCCCACUAUCAGCUUGCUCUUGAACAAGCAUACAUGAGAGAUGUUCUUCAGGCAAUCCAGUCUAUCACAAAGUCCAUACAGGCCAAUCCUGGACACUUACCGUCCUGGCAAUUGCUCACCCUUGCAUGCUCGUGCCCUGUCCGUAACGAUAUCAGUUAUGCCAUAAAGGUGUGCGAUAUGGGGUUACAAGAAUCCCAGAUUGAUGCGUCUGAUGACAACCAGACAAAUGCUAGUGGAUACAGUGGUGGCACUAAAAACACUUUGGCUGGAUAUGCUAUAUCAGAACAACACAUCUCAUUACAGAUCACUCAAAGCCUACUGUUGAACGCUACUCUGGGAGCGGAGGCUGCAUUGCAGUCACAAGAGAAUAUAUUUACAUCUUAUAGCAAAAUUGCUAUCCCAGACUAUUCUAUGAGCUCUACAAGUCUAUCUCACGACCCAUCUGCUGCAGCCUACAAUAACCACAAGAUUGUUGUUUCAGGAUCCUUUGGAAAUCUUAGUGAAAUUCAAUUAGCAGCCGAGCAGAAGAUGAGACGCGGAAGAAGUUCGAGCAACGUGAGCAGUAUCGGUAGUAUGGUGGAUCAGCCACGCAUGACCCCCGAUGGUUCCAGUCCAAGUUACCCAGGCGGAGGAUUUUUAGGCAGCCGUGCUCGAUCAACUUCGUCUGUCAAUGGCCGACAGGAUCGUUCUCUUGGUGUCUCACCUGUAGAAAGUGAAAAUGAACACAAAACACACCACGGACUCCACCUGUUUGGCUCUCGUAGUAGUGGUCGACGAGCUAGAAAGGAGAUUCCCGAAGGUCUUUGGAAUGAGAAGAACGCAACUAUGAGUAAACAAUCUGUUGCAGACUCGCGCAAUUUAUACCCCAUGGGAGGGUCUUCACAAUCCUUUAAUAGCUUGGCACCUUCAUUAACAAGCACUCGAUCGCUCUUCCAACCUUCAUCACUGCCUACCCGCCCUACUACCCGUGCUAGAUUAAGAAUUCAGCGAUCACACCGGGUUCUGUCCAACCUCUGGCUACUAACAGCUUCUUAUUUCCUCCAGCUCGGUAAAUUAGAAGAAGCUUCCAAGGCAAUUGAGGAGGCUGAAAAUGUCGAAUGGACUACUAGCCCACACGUAUGGUGUAUGCUGGGUCGCCUUCGAUUGGCUCAAGGCCAUUCAGAACUCGCUACCGAGGCGUUCCAAAAGGGUCUUGUGGCUGAUUCUAAUGAUGUGGAUUGUAAAGUCUGGUUGGCCAAAACAUAUAUAGAGAACAAUGAUCUUGAGAUUGCAGAAGGUCUUUUGGAUUCAGUGACCAAGAGCAAUGGCUGGGACUCUGCAGAAGCAUGGUUUUAUCUUGGUGAGGUUUACCGUCAAACUAAUCGACUCGAGCAGACCAAAGAUUGCUUGUUCUACGCUUUGGAUCUUGAAAACACACGACCCAUUCAACCCUUUUCUAUCCUCCCUCGUCAUGUCUAG
This is a messenger RNA of Phycomyces blakesleeanus NRRL 1555(-), 3066 nucleotides long. RefSeq lists its product as hypothetical. The coding region runs from base 1 to 3066 and encodes 1021 amino acids. NCBI's taxonomy places the organism in Eukaryota, Fungi, Mucoromycota, Mucoromycetes, Mucorales, Phycomycetaceae. The record is from RefSeq and is a predicted model, not a curated record. Gene Ontology annotation, molecular function: protein binding. The transcript has 10 exons.